AUGCCCGUUCGCUCAUUGCCAGACCAUUGUUAUCUCGAUGUCAUAUCCACGGCGUUGGAUGAGGGUAUAUGCAGUGCUUUCGAUCCGCCAUCCCGUGGUUCAAAAGCACCUACGCGUGUCAUCAUGCAACCGCGAAUUCUGCUCAUUUACUCGCGCGCAAUAUGGAGGGUCAUAAUGGGGAAUAGCUUCAAGCCCGAGGUGGUGAAUAUCUUCGAAACGUACUGCACAACAUUGAUAUCUGUAAUGAAAGCACUGAAGGCUCAACGACCUAUAAUGGCCCGAAUUUUUGCCGCCUUUUCGAACGACGUCCGCCGAGUCAACGCGCAACUCGAGCAAGCCUCAGCAUUCUUCGCACCUCUUUUUGAACAAUGUUUGCAGGCGUUAGAGCAGGGGCAUGCGAAGAGCUCCCUGGACAAUGAGUGGCUUGAGGAACUGAUCCGCAUGGCGCCGGCCGAGAGGAGACGUGACUACACAUACCUUACCAAUAUCUUGAUUGGCUUCGUCUUUACGUUUGUCGUCUCUCCUGGACUGUCGACUACGCAAGUUGUGUACGAGUUCGCCUUCCGGCCCAACUAUGUUGACCUCGUGCUCAAGGAGGCAUAUGGUGUCCUUGGAGACCGUCCCGAGCAUUGGGGGUUCUCGCGAAACAAUCUUCACGGCCUGUCCUUGCUCGAUAGCUUCUGCAAGGAGACCCAUAAACACCAUGCAACCGCAGCCUCCAAUCUGAUGAAGAAGAUCCACAAAACGCAGAUACUUCCCAAUGGGGUAGUUCUACCAGCAGGCACGAUACUUGAGGUGGUAAUGACGGCUGCUCACCUAUCCAACCCCAAACUUGAAGAUCCCUCGAGGUGGAACGGAAGUCGGUACCACGACUUGCGGCAGGGAAUGACAACGUCAAUCGGCGCCAACAAAUAUGAUUGGGGCUCAGCGACACAGGACGACCUAAACUUUGGUUAUUCCUCACAUGCAUGUCCUGGUCGUUGGGCCGGGUGCUCUAUUGCCAAGAUGUUUCUCAUUAACCUCUUGGCUUACUACGAGAUCAGUCUUGAGGAAGGGGAGACUGAGAGAUAUCGAGAUGUUCACUAUGGCCAAUAUAUUUCACCGAACCCAACCAAGCAUAUUAUUCUCAAACCGAGAAUGCGGCAAUGA
Messenger RNA from Colletotrichum scovillei, 1149 nucleotides. Its product is annotated as cytochrome P450. The transcript is spliced from 5 exons. NCBI's taxonomy places the organism in Eukaryota, Fungi, Ascomycota, Sordariomycetes, Glomerellales, Glomerellaceae. The record is from RefSeq and is a predicted model, not a curated record. Gene Ontology annotation, molecular function: monooxygenase activity; heme binding; oxidoreductase activity, acting on paired donors, with incorporation or reduction of molecular oxygen. Bases 1 to 1149 code for a protein of 382 amino acids.